Paramormyrops kingsleyae is the source of this 3262-nucleotide messenger RNA. RefSeq lists its product as uncharacterized. Lineage: Eukaryota; Metazoa; Chordata; Actinopteri; Osteoglossiformes; Mormyridae. The record is from RefSeq and is a predicted model, not a curated record. Gene Ontology annotation, biological process: cell adhesion. Gene Ontology annotation, cellular component: membrane.
UGAAGGCAGCCAGUUAGAAAAGGGGUGUGGAGAAGUGGCAGCAGAGGGGGCCCUAUAAAAUUGCCCGUGCACGAGCCACACUUUAUCCCGCCAGAGCCGCUCGCAGCCAGAGGAAAUCCCAGCCUCGUUCAGAGCCACCGCACGCCCCCAGUCACACACGCGCCUCGUUUGCUCCAGGCCGCAUCCGCCAGCACAAUGAAUGGACCCCGCAGAUGGACGGCCGUCAUGGCUGCCAGCGUUUUGUUGCUGUGCUAUGGAGUUAUCGGUGAUACCUCCACACCGACACCUUCUGCUCCCCUGGGCAGCACACAUGUUUCAGCGUUACCUGCGUCUGCGACACCACCUGGCUCCUUUGUGUCUCCCACUGUCGCAAAGACAACAGUCUUACCCGACCCAGCCAUAAGCACAAUGCCUAGUGCCACCAAACCGGGCACAUCGACCCUGAAAGUGGGGAGCACCGUUGUGCUUUCUGCGGAGCCGGCAGGCAGCACAGGCACCGACAUGGAGAAAGCUACAAGCACACAGGCUGCAGAAAGGAGCAAGGACUUCAUAAUCAAUCAGACAAAUAUGACAGUGCAAAAGAAUCCAAAGCAGAGUGAACCUGUGCUGCAGGACGAGCACAGAUGCAUGGACAAGGACGCCAUGAAAGACCAGAGCGUGGUGAUGCUGACUUUAAACAGCACGAAAACCUGCGACGAACUUAAAGACAUACUCAACAAAAUCGGAGCAGAACUGUGCAACAGCUGCAAAUUUAAUAUAUUCCAGGAAGAUACGAUAGUUUUUGUCGGAGGCAAACACGUCGAAGCUGAUCCAGUAGGCAUGGCUGAGAAAUUCAGUUCUGAAAACGUUAAAAAUCAGCUGAAUCUGGGGCAGGCCAAGGCCCUCUGGGGAAAGACUUCACCCACAGUGCUGGUGUCCCUGCUGCUGGUUGGCCUUCUACUGGCCGCCCUGCUCAUCGCCGGCUACUGCCUGAAGGGUCGCUGGAUGGGCAGAGCCAAGGGAAAGAGACUGGCUGAGGAGCCCUGUCAGACACACGAGGACAAUGAGUGCCAAUCAGUAUCGGUGACGCCCCUCAACCCGUCAGAGGCCCUGGAGAAGCCCACCGUCAACGGGGAGUCCCCAGAUGGGGGCAAGAACCAGCCAGCCCCCGCCACCACCAACGGUCACUCUGCGGCAAAGAGUGCCGUGGCUGACACAGAGCUGUGAGCCCCCCCACGUUUGGCCAUAGCACCAGAUCACCCCCCACCCCCCACCCUUACUCAGACGUACUUGACCUGGUUUGUGGGCACUGGAAAAUAACAGAGAUAUUUUCCAUUCCCCAUAAUGUCUCACCAAAUAAUCAAGAUGAAAACUCCCCAGUCCUUAAAAGUAAUGGUGAAGAUAGUAAAAAUGGAUGAUGAUAAUGAUGAUGAUCUUGCCAUACAAAAUGUGAAGAAACCUCCCCUGACUGCCCUCCCCAAGGAUACUCACGGACCUAAAAGUACUGGAACCAUCUAGUAAGUUGAAUUGUGAGACCUCCCGGAAGUCGAUACCGAAAUAGGGUCACGCUCAUCAAACCUCUGUGCCAUUCGACACCUGAGGGGACCUUGUGCUUAUCAGUGUGUUUGCAAAGAACUGCCACUGCAGAUUAAAAACAGGCCAUCUGCAAUUUUUAGGGUCAGACUCAGUCAUAAAUCAGCCCCUAUGACUGGCCAUUUUCUAAACCCGUACGGAGCUGUUGAUACUUUUGCAAGAUAAAUGAAUCAAGCUCUUUGUUUCUCUGCUAUGUACAUAUGUAUGUUUAGAUAGUAUUGAAAUAUCUCUGUUAUAAAACUGAAUGACAACGUAGUGACAAGGGAUGUCAGCAAGAGGAACUGGUCAGGAAGGGGAAGACGCGACCUCCUUCUGUUGCUAACUUUCUCACAUCUGAAGCAACAGUAAAUCUACCUUUCAUUACUGCAAAAUCAGCCAAUAGGAUUUCAAGGUGUACUAAGUCUCCCGCACAGUAAGGUGAUCUGUCAUUGGUCAGCAGAAAAUUCAUCAGCCACUGCUGAGACUCCAAAAGGCACAUGACCAGCCUGGGAGACCUUUGGCCUCUGUUAGUAAUCAAGCCUUUUUUGUCAGUAUUAAUCAUUUAAAUGUUUUCUGUGUAACUGUAUUUGCAAUUUCAGUAUUUUUUUUUUGAUUGGUGUUGUAGUGUUUUUUUAUGACUAACUACUGAACAUCUGUAUGUCCCUCUGGCCAUACAGAUGUAGAAAAAAUGAGAGAAGAGUGAGCUGUUUCUGAACACACUCAACAAAGCUUUAAUAUUUUAUUUGUGAAUUGUCACUAAAACUAUACAGUAUAUAUCCAAGCUUUGUUAUUGUACCAUCUCUCUGGCCCUGUGUGCUAGACUAAGUUUCUCCUGACGUGAUCCACAUCCCAGUAAAGGCUAAAAGAAUGUUCGACUGAUUUUUUCAUAGUGUGCAGUUUUUAUAAGUGAGAGAAAAUGACUUUUUUUCUAGUUCCAUUGGUUUGAGAAGGGAAUGUAACAGUGUAAAUAUACUUUAACCCAUAAAUAGUUUAUCUUAAAAACAAGAAAGUUAGCCCAGAUACUAACUAAAUAUUUCCGAUGGACAUUUUUCACUAGAUACGUUUUCUUCUUGGCAAUUUAAUGAUUUAAUGUGUCAUCCUUUCCCUUAUAUCAGGAAUUCAGUUACCAAAACGACUUUAAAAUCACCCUGCACUGAAGUUCCCAGGAUUCAUUCCAUUUAUGUGAAUGCAUGUCUUUGAUCAAAACUUUUAAAUGUUAAUCUUUUCUGAGGCAGGUCUGCUUUGGCUUGAUUAAAUGAAGCAUUGCAACACAUACAUACACUUUUGAUUUCUCUAUUUCUACAUAUGUUAAAAGACUCAUUUAUAUUAUAUUGUGAAACCUCCUAGUCAGUAUUUGCUUAACUUAAUUUCAUUUGCCUUGGUUGUGUGAUAUUGAGAUUCUUAAGUUCAAAAAAGUGCAUACUCUGAGAUGUUUUAAAUCGACAAGAUAAUUCUUAGGAGAAUAUGUCCAACAAAGUUCAAAGCCCACUCGCAUGCUAUUUUAAACCCAGCGAUCUAAGAUUGUGAACAUUUUUGGAUACAUGACCGGAAAUGAUGAGAAUCGCAAACAUUUUAACCUGCAGAAAUGCCUGUUCUUGUUUUUACAUUCCAGAACUAACUUUGGAUUCUAAGAGCAUGACACAUUUCACUUGAUUUAUGUUCAGAACAGAAAUGGAAGCUGAGAAAUAAACACAUUUUGUAUGAAUGGAAA